Messenger RNA from Lutra lutra (Eurasian river otter), 6087 nucleotides. RefSeq names its product collagen type XXV alpha 1 chain (gene COL25A1). Bases 676 to 2547 code for a protein of 623 amino acids. The transcript is spliced from 33 exons. The record is from RefSeq and is a predicted model, not a curated record. NCBI's taxonomy places the organism in Eukaryota, Metazoa, Chordata, Mammalia, Carnivora, Mustelidae.
CACACACUCACACGCGAGCAUCCCGAAGGGUAUUUAAGGCUCGCACACGCGAGGCUGCGGAGAUACUUCGGGCAGCCGCUACUUGAGCCUCGCCACUCGAAUUUGCUCCUUAGGUUAUUUCGUUUUCCUGUCUUCCCCCACUUAGCCAUCCCUUUGGCGAGGCGCUCUCGCGGUCUCUCUCAGCCUUUCUGCCUGGAGCUGAAUCUAGGUGGCAAACAGGUCGGCUUGCGGAAAGGCACUGAAUAGGUAGAAAUAAGGCAAACUAACGGAGACGCAACAGGUCGGGGGCUCGGUGGCGAAGGCGAGCGGCGGCCCCUCGCUGCGCCUCUUGCGCUGUCCCUUGGACCCUGGGCGGCCGUUCUCGAGGACCCCUUCCGAGGUGUCCGUCCUCUGAGGGGCCAGGAGGGCCAGCCGGGAGGGUUUCAUUCCGGUUUUUACCUUUUGCCACCAGUCCUCGGUCUGAGGGUGCUUUUCAAGAAAGCGGAGAGGAUGGUCCACGUCUGCUGGUGUCGGCGCUGAGGAAAGCGGAGCUCCAUCUGCGCGCCCGAUCUCCGCCAACUAGUUGUGCAGCCGCCUAGACUGAACUUUGGAGGAAUCGUCCUUCUUCUUUCCUUUCAAGAUUCUUGGAAGUGGUAGAGAGUGGGAGGCGAAGCCGAGGCAGCUGAUCCCUCUACGAUGCUGGUGAAAAAGCAUGCAGGGAAAGGUGGGGGUCGGGAGCCAGGCUCCGAGUACCCGAGCCCCGCCAGGCAGCGUUGUGCCUGGACCGUGCCCCCCUGCACCGCCCUGUCGGCCCUUCUGUCGGUGGUGGCCGUGAUGUCUUGUCUGUACCUGGGGGUGAAAACCAACGACCUCCAGGCGAGGAUCGCUGCUCUCGAAUCCUCAAAAGGGGACCCUUCCAUCCAUCUGCUUCCCGAUGGCCUGGAUCAGCUCAAAGCAAUGGUGCAAGAGAAAGUGGAGCAACUUCUGGCUCAGAAAUCCUAUGAACAUAUGGCUAAAAUAAGAAUUGCAAGAGAAGCACCUUCAGAGUGCAACUGCCCAGCAGGCCCUCCAGGGAAACGAGGUAAGAGGGGCCGAAGAGGAGAAUCUGGUCCUCCCGGUCAACCUGGUCCUCAGGGCCCUCCAGGUCCAAAAGGUGAUAAGGGAGAACAAGGUGAUCAGGGACCUCGGGGUCUGCCAGGCUUCCCCACAGUUGCUGCUCUGCACAGUAAUCAGAUCCUCACCGUCAAGGGUGACCAAGGACAGGCUGGGCCUCCAGGACCUCCAGGCCCUCCUGGCCCAAGAGGGCCUCCAGGGGACACAGGGAAAGAUGGCCCCCGUGGAAUGCCAGGAGUGCCCGGUGAACCAGGGAAACCAGGAGAGCAAGGCUUGAUGGGUCCUUUGGGGCCUCCAGGACAAAAGGGUUCUGUGGGAGAACCUGGAAUUCCAGGGGUGAAUGGUCAAAAGGGUGAUCCCGGGUUGCCUGGAGCAGUAGGACAAAAUGGAAUACCAGGGCCAAAGGGAGAACCUGGAGAUCAAGGCGAAAAGGGAGAAGCUGGAGAGCAUGGCCCCAAAGGUGACACAGGCGAAAAGGGUGACCCUGGGUCAUCAGCUGCAGGAAUUAAGGGAGAACCUGGAGAAUCUGGUCGCCCAGGACAAAAGGGUGAACCAGGGCUUCCUGGGCUUCCUGGACUUCCGGGGAUAAAGGGAGAACCAGGUUUCAUUGGUCCUCAAGGAGAACCAGGCUUACCAGGGUUACCAGGAACAAAGGGUGAACGUGGGGAGACAGGGCCUCCUGGAAGAGGUGAGCGAGGGGAGCCUGGAGCCCCUGGACCAAAGGGUGAUCGUGGAGAGAAAGGGGACUCUGGAGCCCUGGGACCAAGGGGUCCACCUGGUCAAAAGGGAGAUCAGGGAGCCACCGAGAUCAUAGACUAUAAUGGCAACCUCCACGAAGCCUUGCAGGGCCCCCCUGGACCACCUGGACCUCAAGGACUACAAGGGCCAAAGGGAGAGCCAGGAUCUCCAGGAAUUCCAGGAGUUGAUGGAGAGCAGGGACUUAAAGGCUCUAAGGGAGACAUGGGGGACCCAGGUAUGCCAGGUGAAAAAGGAGGAAUCGGACUUCCUGGAUUACCGGGUGCCAAUGGAAUGAAAGGAGAAAAAGGAGACUCCGGAUUGCCAGGUCCUCAGGGUCCUUCUAUCAUAGGCCCACCAGGCCCACCAGGCCCCCAUGGCCCACCAGGCCCCAUGGGACCCCAUGGACUUCCUGGACCAAAGGGUGAACCAGGGUUAAAUGGUGUUAAAGGAUUGAAGGGUGAACCAGGUCAAAAGGGUGACAGAGGACCCCUUGGUCUUCCAGGAGCAUCUGGCUUAGACGGAAAGCCAGGAUCCCGGGGUACAGAUGGCCCUAUGGGACCCCAUGGCCCCGCAGGUCCCAAAGGAGAAAGAGGUGAAAAAGGAGCUAUGGGAGAACCCGGACCCAGAGGACCCUAUGGUCUGCCUGGCUUCCCUGGUCCACGAGGCGAGAAGGGUGAUGUGGGAGAAAAGGGAGAAAAGGUGACCUCUCCAUUCUAGCAUGUGCCUGUUUGAUUUUUCUCUUGCUGUGUGCUGUUCAACCUAUGUGAUUCUUUCAUGUAUCUAAUUGUUCUCCAUCCUGUGCUCCAAAAACACAGUGACGCCUGUUCUAAAAAAACAGGUCUUCACAGGUUCCAGUGCUGGAAAUAAGGGCAUGGUCUAGCAUAGAAGAAUAUUGCCAGGCUUACCUGACACCAAUUAGUUGAAAGAUGUAAUGUCCAGGGAUUCUCAAAAGUGAAAUAAAAAAGCAUUUAUUACAUUAAAGUAAAAUUAAAUAGCACAAAUCUGCAAAGGUCUUCUGGCAGAGCUCAUCUAACCCUGUAAAGCCACCCUCUCGUUUUCAGGCACGGCAUUCCCAGCAGAGACAUAGAAGGUGUGUCCUGUAUCCCAACUAUUUGAUCGGAAAACGAAGGACAAGCAGUGUGACUGAUAAACCCCAGUGAGUUUAUCAGGGACUAGGACCUUCCACUUUUGAUGCUGGAGAUAUUUUUAAAUGAAGAUUUCCGUGUAUUUUAUGAGGCUGGUGUUCAGGUUCUGUCUCGGGACCACCGGCCGCAGGUAUAUAGCAGCCAAUGCCAGAAAAAAAUUUUUUUUUUUUUUUUUUGCCUGAAAGCAAAAUUUGGAUUACGAAUUUUUAAAAUCAUUUCUUCCUUUCCUCUCCCCUUUGCUUGGGUCCUUGAAGACUCGUUGUUUACAUGAGACACAACAAAACAAGUAAAAGUGGCUGAAAUUGGACCUUCCCACUUCAAAUUGACACCAGUUCUGUUUCUCAGGUUCAUUUAUGCCCCCCUGCUGUACUUAACAACACAGUUUUCAAAACCUAUAAAUUCCUUUUAACCGUGAAGGCAAUUGCUGUUGAAAAGCAAGGCCGAAUUAGAAUUGUCAAAGAAAGAAGGAUAUUAACCCUGCUGUGUGUUCCUUAGACUUUAGACAUUACCUGGCUUCCCAUUGGUAAGAAAGCUUCUGUCCCCAGUUAUGUAAAAACACUAUCAUCAUUAACAACAUCAUCACCUUUAUUGAACACUUACUACAUAUUUCCCCAAAAGCUUUACAUAAGCUAAGUCUUUUCAUCCUCAUAGCCCCCCCCACCCCCCACCUCCCCGAGAUUGGUGCUGUUACUGUCCCCAUUUCACAAAGAAUGUGAAACAUUUAAAAAAGCCUUUUUAUUCCAAAUUAUAAAUUCUAACUGUAAAAUACACAUGUUUUGAUUUGAGACAAAUUGUACAUGUAAGCUUUUAGCCCAAGGUGGGGGUGCUUUAAAGAUUAUAGACAUUUAUUUUAUAUUUUUUAAUGGGUUGUAGGAGUCUAUAAUCUUAUUCACUCAGAAGUAUGUCACCAUUAUGGGGAUGCUCAUUUUAAUGCUCUUUCAAACAAAGAUGAAAUUACCAGUAUUAUAACUGAUGGAAACACAAAGCUAAAAAUUUAAUCUUCAGAAUAAUGUUAAUUACUCAUACAAAAAUAUCUCCAUAUUUCAGAUUCCAUGAUUAGAAGUUUUAUAUUUAGGAAAAUUAGAUCCAAAUGUGAAUACUUUAUGUAUAUCAUUCUUUGACAUGGAAGAUAAAAAUUAACAAGAGCCCUCAUGUGCUCAUACGCACUAGGGUUUUGUGUUGCAUAGGGAAUCACUGACUAUUAGAAAAUGAGGUUGGUUCAUAAUAACGCUGAUUCAUUAUUCUUCAUAUAAUAGUAUAGUGUCUGUUUUCCAUAAAGCUUGAGGUCUGCUAACAUAUUACUGAAAAAUGAUUCCUAUAACCUGAGACAACGUUCAUAUGACAACACUUUUCUAUGGAGUGACUAAUUUCAGUUGAUUUACCAAAUAAUGAAUUGAAUUCUAAAUUAUCAAUACCAAACACACCUGUCUCACCUAUGUGACGAAGAGUCCACUGUCUCCUGGGAGAGAAGAGCUCACCCAAACAAGUUUAAAUCAAUUUUAUGUUGUGACACUAAAGUUAUUUGCUGAGAAUGUUGACGGAUCUUGCAUGAGUGAGCAAUUUAGUCCCGACCGCCCCUCCUCACUCACUUCCUAUCACACCUGCUCUCAUGUCACCCUGGAUUCUCAGGUCUUUGUCUUUGAUCAUGAUUAAUAAACCACAAAGAAUUUCUCUCUUUCCCCAGUAUUCAAGAAACCCAAGUGUUUUUGAUUCUGAGCCUUCUGAUGCAAUCUUUUUGGCACACAGGAGAUAAAUGAGGAGCUUUCACUCACACAGUCAGAAUGAAUGUGUUAAUUUGGAUGCUUAUUUCAUAUAUAUCUUAUGUAUAUGUAUUUGAAUAUUCAUGUUGUUUCACUUCUGAAAUUAUUCACUUUUAUUGUAACUGCCUUCCUGAGUGUGGAAUGAAUACACUAAUUUAAAUAUGUAUUGUACAGUAUUUCGUAUUCUGUACAGCACCAACUUCUUGUCUAUAAAUAUGCAGAGAUAUUUAUGUUAAUAAGAAACAGCUGAGGUGCAUUCCUUCCUUCUCCUCCUUUUGCCUCCUUUCCUUAAUUCCUCCAUUCCCAUGAUCCAUGCAGAUUUCCACAACCUUUACCAUGAUUCCUAAAUACUAAUUUCCAUGGCUACAUUCCCACUAUGUAAUUAUCCUGCCUAUCUCAUUUUUAGUGUUAGCUCAACUGAGUCCAAACUGCUUUUCCUCUCUUGAACAGAACUUUUUUUUUUUUUUUUUUUUUUUUUUUUUGCUUUUGUUACAUUGUGAGUAACCUGGAAAUCCAUUUACCAUUGUGAACACCUGGCAUGAAAUCUGUAAGGGUGAAUUAAAGAACAUCCCUGGAUUUAUAAAUAAGUCUAUUUCUCCAACUGGCAUUUCUGAGAAGUAUUAGCACUUUUAAAAUUUCUUUACCUGACUUAAUAAAGAAAAUAUUUGCUUUUAGUUUCCUAAAUAAUGUUAAAAAAAAAACACAGAAGCAUAUUUCAAUUUACUGAAUAUUUUUUUAAUGAGAGCUACCAAAAAUGUUAUAAAAUUGGAUACAUUUCCAAAAGAUAGAAGCUAUUAAUAUUCUGUCCUUUUCGUCUGGCUCAGCGUAGCUUUCAUCUGUUACAGGGUUAGAAAAAAGUAAGCUGACAAGGUAUUGAAAACUGUACCCAGUUUUUCACUAUUCCUUUGGAUUUGACCGACCACUGGCUGCCUCCCAUACAGUUGGUAUCCGUCAUCCUCACCAGAUCUAAGGCGGAAACAGCUCAUUUGCCAAGACUGUGGCGGCUGGGUCUAAGUCAGCCCUUGAUGUGUCGGCCUUUUAAAUCUUUUUUCGUCCUGUUGAGCCUCUGAAGUAAAAUCCCACCUAUCACUGCCCAGAAGCCACUGUCACUCUGAAAAUCUAAGUUAUCUUUUAUAAUAUCAUGCCUUACCUAAACCGGAAAACAGUGGUAAAUGCCCUUCCAGACAUUUAUUGGCUACACCAUUUUUUGAAUCGCCAUUAUUCCCCCCGCCCCAAAUAAAACCCAUCUUUUAUUGAAACUCUUAUAUCCACAGGGGGAAAAGGGAAAGAAAGGCAAAAAGGGGCCUAAAGGGGAGAAAGGAGAACAGGGUGCUCCUGGAUUAGAUGCACCU